ACAUUCGGUCUUUUUUUUAAAGAUUAAAUAUAGCUAUGAAUUACAGUUGAUAAUAAUACAAUGAAGAAGGUACGAAAUACUGGAGGACAAAGCAGCUCAAAGACAGCAAAGACGACCAGUCAGUCAACUGUGGCAAGACCCGUGCCCCACAAAGUAUGCUCCUCACAACCUUCCCAUUCACUAGACGCCAAGGCGAGGCCGCCAUUAAAAUCCAGGAUAUCUUCUUUCGAGGCCAACAAAACAUCGAAAUUCCCUACAAAACAGAAAGCCACAAAAGGUUGUACCUCAUUAGAGAAUAAUGGACGAGUAAAAUCGGGUUCAACAAAACUGCCGGAAUUCGACACUCUGUACGCUCAGAUAAAACAGUAUCUGGAGAUAAAGAAGUCGGCUUCGAAAUCUCAAUUUGACGACUCAGAAAAGGACGUCAGCCAAUCUGCUCAUUUCGUUUUAUUUGGUGAUGUUACUAAACCUCUCCCCAAAACAUCGAAAGUAGUUCGAAUAUUCACAAGCAGUACAUUUACAGACACCAUGCUGGAACGGAACAUGCUUCUAGAGGAAACGUAUCCCAGAAUAAAACUGUUUUGUCAGAGCCGAGGUUACGACUUCCAGGUGGUGGACAUGAGAUGGGGGGUCAGGGAUGAGUCUACAGAUGACCACAUGGGUACAGAGCUGUGUCUAAAGGAACUGACCCAAUGUCGAGACAUGUCUACUGGACCAUUCUUUGUUACAUUAUUAUCACAUAAGUACGGAUACUGUGCACUGCCGAGAGAAAUAGACGCCUCAGAGUUUGAGAAGCUUUUGAACUGUGCCCAAGUUGAGAAGAAUACUGCAUUGUUAAAGAAAUGGUACAUUAGGGAUGACAACUCUGUACCUCCGGUAUACGUCUUGCAGUCCAUCAGCAAAAUCUUACCAGAAUUUCUUUCGCCAGAAGCCGAUAAAAAAUUGGCAGCCAAGUCAAAAUGGUGGGAGGAUAACGAUGCUAUGCAAGGAGCUCUUUAUGAAGCCGCUAAAAAGGCAGUAGGAGAAACGGAAGCUGAGAAGUACGUCAUUUCCGUCUCUGAAAAAGAAGUAAAAGCUGGACUACUGGAUGUAAAGGAUGCAAACAAACAUUGUUUAUGGUUCAAAAGAAAUAUACGGGGGAUUGACAAAGCUGGGUCAUCUAGACUUGUUUCUAGAUUUACAGAAUGCUUGGGCCCAGAUGAGAAAAUUAAGAAGGCAAAGAUGAUGUUGAAUGACUUGAAGGAGAAGAAAAUCCCAAAGGUCCUCUCCCCUGAAAACAUCUGUUCCUAUGAUAUUGACUGGACAGAAAAAGGGAUUGACCAAGAAAACACCCAACACAAGGAGUACCUUAGGAAAAUGACUUCUGAUUUUGAGACACAUAUCUGUCGAUUAAUAAAAGCUGGAAUCGAAGAAAGAGAACAAAGCACAUUCAAAAACAACGCACUGUUUGAGGAAUGUCUUCAACACCUUAGAUUUGCUCAUGAAAAAUCCGAAAAUUUCCAUGGUCGUGGCCAUAUCAUGAAGAAAGUAGAAUCCUACCUGAACAGCGAUGACGAUGCUCCACUAGUUAUCCAUGGCGAGUCUGGCUCUGGUAAGACCUCCAUUAUGGCCCAGACAGCCAUGAUGACCGACUCCGCCGUUCAGGACACGGUGGUUGUCAUCAGAUUCAUUGGGACUACUCCCAGGAGCUCCAAUAUAAAUUCCCUGCUGAGAAGUAUUUGUCACCAAAUCAAAACUGUUUACGGCGAUACAUCAGUAACUUCAGAGGAGCCAAAGGAGCUUGUCUUAGAGUUUCAGAGAUGUUUGCAAGAUUUACCGACGAAAGACAAAGAGCUUCUCCUUCUUUUAGAUUCGAUGGACCAGCUAGAUACUUCCCAUCAGGGUCGACAGCUUGGAUGGAUGCCAAGCUUUGUACCACAGCAUGUCAGAAUUAUAGUGUCAACCUUGGAGGACGAGAAAUAUGAAUGUUUCCCCUCCAUCAAAUUUCUGUAUCCGUCGUCAGAAAAUUAUAUUGCUGUGGAAAAAUUACCAGAAGUUGAUGUGAAAAGUAUUGUCGACUCUUGGUUAAAAGGAAAACACAGGACGCUUACAGAGUCACAGAGAGACUUGUUACUGCGGUCGUUUGAUGAGUGUCCACUUCCGCUGAAUCUGAAGUUGUCAUUUGAUGAAGCGUGUAGAUGGACAUCAUCAGCAACGCAAGAUUCUACCAGACUGCAAACCACAAUACGGGACAGCAUCAAUCGUCUCUUCUUCCAGUUAGAGAGAAUGCAUGGUGAACUUUUUGUAUCAAAAACACUUGGUUACAUUACAGCUGCAAAAAGUGGCCUCUCAGAAGGAGAAAUAGAGGACAUUCUAGCCUGUGAUGAUGACGUACUUAAUGACGUAUAUACUUACUGGACGCCUCCUCUUCGUCGUCUGCCUCCAUUACUUCUACUUAGACUUAAGGCGGAUUUAAGUGAAUAUAUUGUUGAGCGAGGUGCUGAUAGGUUGACCGUGAUGUACUGGUACCACAGACAGUUUAUACAGGCAGCACAAGACCGCUAUUGUCGAGAAGAGCAGAGGCUACACGCAGCACUGGCCGACUUCUUCAGUGGAACAUGGUCCAAUGGUAAAAAGAAACCAUACAAAGAUAAGUCUGGAAAAAUGUCAGAGGCGGACAGGUUUGUCUCAACACAGCCACUGAUGUUUGGAAGUUCAUUCAAUGUACGGAAGCUGAAUAACUUACCUUAUCACAGAAUCAAAGCUGGUCAGAUAGAGAUGGCUAAGAAAGAGAGCUUGUGCAAUUUUAGAUUUAUGUUUUGCAAACUACUUGCCACGUCCUGCAGCAAUCUACUGUCUGAUUAUACGCUUUCUACUGAAAAGACCAGUGACAAAGAAAUUUGUAUAAUCAGAGACACGCUACAGCUCUCUGAGCAUGCGCUUAUCUUUGACAAAAUGCAACUUGUGCCACAGUUGAUUGACAGGCUUUCAUCAGAGAAGAUUGCCGACUCCUUCCUGACUCAGCUGAAGGACUACCCCUUUAGCUACUUGCUACCCUAUCACAAUAUAUUAAUGAAGCCCGGAGGGUCCUUAGUCUACUCGUUAUCGGGUCACACUAAAGAGCUGAGAGCUGUGGAUAUGAAACAGGAUGGUUCAACCGUAGUUAGUUGUGCAAAUCGCCCUGAUAAUAGCAUCAAGCUUUGGGAUGUUAAAAACGGAAAGCUGAUCAAAUCAAUCGAGAACGUUACUGGAAUAGCGGUUAAAGUGUUCUUUAUUUGUAACGAUUCGAUGAUCUUGGUCCAUUUCGUUCAUAAACUCGUUGCAAUUAAAGAAACUGGAGAGGUUGCAUAUACAAUCUCUAUCCCAAAGGAGAGAACUCUUUUGUGUCCAGCGAACAAAGGCAGGGUUGUCUUUCUUGUUUUCCAAGACAAUACCAUAGACUGGUACGAUGCCCGUACUGGGAAGAAGACGGACACGAUUAAAUGUCAGGAAGGUGUUCAUUUCAGCGAGACGGGUGUAGCAGUCGGCUCUAAAUCAUUAGUGGCCGCUACAGUGGAACCACGGGAGAAAUUCAUUGUGUUUGAUCUAAUGACAAAGAAGGUGUCGCUGUAUAAUGUUCCGUACCCAGAGAAGGUUAAACGACGUCAUAUCAUCAAGUCUCUAGCAAUAAUGCCAGAUGAGAGGCACGUCAUAUUUUCCAUCCGAUUCGACAAUGAUAUCAGAUUUCUAGACACCGCUACCAUGAAAGAGGAUAGGUGUAUUGAAGGUGAUCGGAAGGAUUUGACAUUAGGACAAUUUGUCCUUUCCCCUGAUGGUUUGGAACUCUUCUACCAAGUGGGCCAAAAUGUUUGCACAUGGAAUCUUAAAGAAGAAAAGUUCAAAUGGACAUUCCUUCACCCGGGAGUUGUCCUGGGUCUAGCAUCCACAGACUGGAAAACCAUGGUUACAAUUUCGAAUGAUCCAAUCUUGAGAGUGUGGGAUCUAACCAAGAAAAUGAAAGACGUCCAAACAAAUAAAGUUAAACAUCUUGCUCAUAUGUAUGAUUAUGGCCCUGUAUCAAGUCCGCGUUAUUUACUUGGGCUUGCUCAGUUGUUCAUGAUGGGCCGUCGAAUGAAGGGAGAGGACGAAGAUUAUGCUGUUGUGGCCAUUGACUUGGCAACAAAAGAUGUAACCAGAAAGUGUCAGAUGAAUGAGAAACCACGCUUGUUUGAAGUUCUGAAUGAUACUGAAGUUAUCUUAUGCUCAUCAGACCGGAAGUUGAAAAUCCUCAAUAUAGAUAAAAUGGAAGUAACAAGAAGUUUUCAGGGGAAAAUGUUCCAGCACAUUCCGUUUACUGGAUAUGGAUACCUAGAAAUUGCUGUUUUGAGAGACAGAGGAGAACUAGUUACCGUAACAAAAGGAAGGAAACACUUCAAAAUUUACGAUAUUGGCAGUGGGAUGACGAAAUCAAUCAUCAAAGUCCCUUCUAAAGACGACUGCAGACUCAAAGAAUUAACGGCUUGUCAUGAUGGUUCAGUAGUUAUUGCUCACAGCACAACGAAUCAGUUCUUUAUACUGGACAUGGAUUGUAAAUCCCUGACUGUUAUCGGCGAAUCUGAGUUGAAAUGUGUACGAUUAUGUGAAUUAGUACAUAUGACAUCCUCUGGAAAUAAUGCAUUGUUUAUAGCCAAUUUUGUACAGGAUGGUCCAUGGGAAUUUCAGCUGCAUAAAGUGAGGGAAAAGAAAGUUGGAGUUAGACUCAGAGAUAACGGCUAUCCACAGUCUUCGAUGCAUGCAUUACGGGCUUUCAAGUUUGCCAUUCCAAAUGUCAGGAGCAUAGAGGAUUGGGGAUUUAUAACGUCAUACCUCGAUAAUGUUAUCAGAAUAUGGGAUGCAGAAAAAGGUACCAUUUUGCAUCGGUUGAGUGGACAUGCUGUUCCUGUGACUAUACCGCCUCUGAGGAAAGGAGCAAAAUAUUUCAUUACACACAGCAGGCUGAUGGAAGAGAAUGCCAUCCGGGUCUGGAAUGUCAAAACCAUGGAGUGUGUGUCAUCUCUUAAACUAGAUGGAAACGAGAAUAUUUUGGUGGAUUUCUGUGGUGAUCUCAGGUCGCUUUACACUCUCAGAUUCUCACCGGUGAAUGUAAACUAUUUAUCAUUAAAAGGAUUGGGUUGUGAUGUAGACAUUGCACGAUGCCGAGAAUUAUACAAAGGAACUGGACACAGAAUGAUUGAUCUCACUAUACCUACGCCUCACAGCGCAGACGACGAGGAUCCAGACGAUGACCCGGAUGAAGAAGAUGAAUUCGGUGAAGAUUAGAACAACAUGAGAUAUCACCGUUAAAACCGACUCGAAUUUAUUGCAUCUAUAUUCUGAUGAAAGAUCUAUGGGUCAUGUUCUCAAAUGUAAAAAAAUCUUAUUGUUUCUUUUCAUCUGCCACUAUUGUUCCUAAGCACAUGGUCUUGAAAAACCUGUGGGUACUACAUGUAGUGCAUAUAUUCUUGUAUUUCAGUGUAACUAAUUGUAGCACUAGUGCUCUGAAGAAAAUCAUCUAUUAUAGCCAAUUUCUCUGCUCAAGUACUUUGUAAAACUUGACUGUUAUUGUGUCCAAACCCAAUCCCACUGAAUCUUAUCUCCUACUUUAAUGUGAUACUUAGAUGUGCAUUAGAUUUCACGUAGCAAUUAAAUCUUUCAGAUGUUCUUAUAUAUGUGAUCCCUUUUUAAUUCUUCGUAAAUCCUGUAAUAGCAAUCCUCUCGCCCGUGUGCAAUCAAUAUAUAAUUUAUACCCAAAGAGUAUGUUAAAUAUAGGUUUAUCUAAUGUUUUCUAGUUUUUUUAGUGGAUUUUAUUCUCUUGCUACUUAAUUUUCAGAGAUUUUGAAUGUACAUUAUAUGUAAAAGGGUUUUUCCCUCGGGAAUUAAACACACCUGAAUGUAUACUUUUUGAAUAUCAACAUAAAAAGAAAAUCUCAAUCAUCUUCUUUGAAAC
Molecule: messenger RNA, 5944 nt
Organism: Saccostrea cuccullata (small rock oyster)
Lineage: Eukaryota; Metazoa; Mollusca; Bivalvia; Ostreida; Ostreidae
Product: NACHT domain- and WD repeat-containing protein 1-like
Exons: 28
Coding region: 61-5277 (1738 amino acids)
Molecular function (GO): protein binding
Source: RefSeq, a predicted model, not a curated record